UCGGGGUAGUCUGGGAGCGCGGGGACGGCUCCGACGGCUUCACUCGAGCGGCGUCUGCGGCGGCGGGGGUCGCUCACAACAAACCAAGACGAGCGCUUAAAUUAAAUCACAAUUAACGAUUGCAGAUAACCUUACGGCGUUACCGGCAGCGAAAUAAUGCUAAGCAUCGCGCUCACAACGCUGUAGCAUUGCGAGCGCUUUGUCGUUCUAUUAUUGUCAGCGGUGCGGUAACAAGGUUAUAAGAAGAACUCUCGUACAUAGCAAGGGAGAGGGUGCGCGUCUAAAUUGUAAGGCGAUUAUAAUUAUUAGCAUUAUUUUUAAUAUAGCUAGUAUAUUAACCAUAACGAUAGCAUCAUUGGCAGGCUCUGUAAAGCAGCAGCACUGAUUAUAGGUGGUGCAUAUAUAGAUUACAUAAUUCAUGUUUGACGUAAUAUAUAACCGGUGUUUGCAAUAAUUGUAAUAACUAUCAAUGCGUUCACAAUAAUAACACCGACAGACAGUCGUGUAAGCAGUAGCACACGUGUAGUAUCUUGAGUUGCAAUACGUUUAUAAUUAUUUACAGUUAUAAUUCACAUAAUACAACAUCGUGUAGGUUAACAGGCUUGAGAGAUAACCCGAACUCUUGACUUUCAACGCAUCUGCAAUAAUUACCCUCACUACCAUUGCCGCACUGCUCUGUGCGUGUGUCGGUGAUGAACUUCUAAGAGACCAUAGCCGGCCUCUCAAUACAAUACAGCAACAACGUCCAUUUGUCUACCCAUCACACAUUAUUGACAAUCACAAUUAUUGACAAUACAUACGACGGCAGCAAUAACAGCGGCAGUAACAGCAACAACAUCAGCAGCAACAUCAGCAGGGCAGCGGGCUGCACCGAACUCCCAUAGGUGAUGAAUAUACAGAUACCGGACGGACUCACGGAGCUGCUGCAGACCUUCACUGUGGAAGUCCUCCGCAAGAGACCGGCGGACAUCGUCUCCUUCGCCGCGGACUAUUUUGUCCAGCUCAAGGCGGCGCGGCUGGGACCGCAGGGCCGAGAUGGGAGACCGCAUCUGCAUCAGAAGCAGCAGCAGCAAGUAGAUGACCUGGUCUCCCCUCCUCUGGUGGCCCCGGGUUCUCCGCCUGGCUCCCGCGAGUCAUCCGCAUCGUCCCCCGGGUCUUCGUCCCCGCCUGCCGAUGGCCGAGGAGGUGGCGGAGGGCUUCUGGCGUCGCUGGUCAACUUCGUGCCAAGGGGCUCGGUGGACCGUGAUGAGGACGGUGAUGAUGAUGAUGACGACGACGACGAGUCGGAUUUUGAAGCGCCUGUGAUCAACCGCUAUGGAAGGCGAGCAUCUGUUUGUGCCGAGGCGUACAACCCAGACGAGGAAGAGGAGGACACGGAGCCGAAGGUGGUCCAUCCCAAGACAGAUGAACAGAGAAACAGGCUCCAAGAGGCCUGCAAGGACAUCCUGCUUUUCAAAAACCUGGACCAGGAGCAGCUCUCCCAGGUGCUGGACGCGAUGUUUGAGCGCCAGGUGGACAACGGCGAGCACGUCAUCGACCAGGGUGACGACGGCGACAACUUCUACGUCAUCGAGAGAGGCGUGUUCGAUAUCUUCGUGAAGAUAGAUGGGGCGCCCAAGAAGGUGGGCUGCUAUGACAACCGGGGCAGCUUCGGCGAGCUGGCGCUCAUGUACAACACGCCGCGAGCCGCCACCAUCGUGGCCACCACCGAAGGCUCGCUCUGGGCCAUGGACCGGGCAACGUUUCGGCGAAUCAUCCUGAAGAACGCUGCGCAGAAGCGCAGGAUGUACGAAGCCUUCAUCGAGUCUGUACCCCUUCUCAAGUCCCUCGAUGUGUCGGAGAGGAUGAAGGUGGUGGACACCAUCACCACCAAGUCAUACGAAGACGGGGAGCAAAUCAUCGCUCAAGCACCCAAGGCUGACUGUUUCUUCAUUGUCGAGGCUGGGGAAGUGAGGAUCAUGAUGAAGAGCAAAACCAAGGAGGGGGAGGUGGAGAUCGCACGCUGCACAAGGGGCCAGUACUUCGGAGAGCUGUCCCUCGUCACCAACAAGCCCAGAGCGGCUUCAGCCUACGCUGUCGGAGACGUCAAGUGCGCAGUCAUGGGCGUGCAGCCCUUUGAGCGCCUGCUGGGGCCGUGCAUGGACAUCAUGAAGCGUAACAUCACGCACUACGAGGAGCAGCUGGUGGCGCUGUUCGGGACGAGCAUGGACAUAUCGGAGAACUCCAGUCCCGCGCCUGUCUAGACGGGUUGCGGUCAGACAUCCGUUCAGCUCGAGUCCUGCAAUUCGCGACGGAAAAGUUAUUUCGCCCGGCGGAGUGUUGUUUGUCACCGGCGAGCGAUCAAAGCGCGACGGUGACGACCACAACUGUCCCCCCACCCCCGCCCACAAACACCAAAGCGCGACCGACUGUGACGGGAUUCGCGAGCCCUAAACGCAGACGCACACCGAGAAUGACUUGGCGGCGUUGUCCGGGACGGCGGUGCAACGCGCAAGGAACAGUUUUCUAAUUGGCUGUAUACGCAUCGAAAAAAAAUAUUUACAGGGUUUUCUCUGAUUGGCCAACCUGAUAAUAUUGGGUGGGGGGUGGUGGGAUAUUGUGAGCUGCUCACACCAACUUCGAAUAACUUGAGAGUGUCUGACUGUUGUCGCCUUGACUGAGAAUGACUAAAUGUGAUCCACAGACUUAAGACGAAUUCCACAGGUUAAGGUUAACAGGAAAGUAUAUAAAUAAAAUACAAAAUCUGACAUUUCCAAAUUACCACUGGACUGGACGUGUCUGCCCAUUGCAGCAAAACAAAAAAUUCCCGACAGGGCAGCGAAAGAAAAAAUAAUGCCGCCUGUGUCCACUCCACGAGCCGCGAUUGUUUCUGUUCGUAGCACGUGGCUGUUUGCACGUUUCGCUAUCAGGGUCUGUUGUCUGUCCGUAUACUCGUUCAUUGGAUAGCCGAUAUGUCAGUUUUUAGAAUUAACUCAUCUGUUUUUUUUUCUACCACGCCCUGUCGCUAAAAAGGUCGUCAUUACGCUUGAGGUGUAGCGGAACGGAAACGUGUCGUCAGCUGGUUAUGGAGGCUAGCACGCACCCAUAUGGAAGAUGGUGACAUCGAUAAUGCCGUUGGAAUAGUUUCUCCCACACAUUUAUGGACGUUGCCGUGUGUCGUUCGGCAUGGGCGUUCCACUUGGAUAAUAAGCGAGAAAUUAUAGCGAAAACAAACGUGUUUUAUCUCAAAUCUUCUGAACGUCUCCCAACCAAAUAAAUCGAUUACCACUCUCCUCCAUGAGACAUGGAGCACGUUGCAUUCACGUAAUUCACCCUCGCCUCAAAAGGAUGUCGUUUUUGGGGUGUUGAACUGUUUUGCCACCCUACAAACUGGGCGUGACCCGAUCCGUACCCUCCGACAUCACACAACGAUUCGAGACGCCGUGUAUGUGAUGGUGGCAACACCAUGCCCUAGCGGUCGGAGAGUAAGCGUGUGUCAUUCGAAGCCAUUAGGGGGGGGGGGUGGGAGCGGGGGUGUGAGUAUCCAUAAGUGGGUCGCCCCUAGUAUCUCGAAAAGAUUAAAGCGACCCCUGGUUCGCAUAUUGGAGGGGGUGGCACUUUCCCACCCGCUCGGCAUUUGAAUGCGAUGGAUUUUUUUUUUAUUCCGUUGUCAGUGACCUGGCUGAAAACUGUAAAUUCAUGACACUUGAGAACCGGAAUUAAUCGCAGGAAUCGAACCCAGAAUCCCAGUGGUGCCAGCUCAGUGCUCUGACAUCUGAACCACCCAAUCUCCUUGCACACAUUCAAAUUGUUAUUCGUCAGGGUAAGAUUUUUGCAUAACUGUCUUCGUGUUUUGCUCAAUGAUUUUCUUCAUUGUUACAUCACCAACGUCUUUAAAAUCUUGUUCUUGGCCAGCACUGUUAGCAUUGGGCUUUAUUGUUUUUCACUAAAUAUCUUGCAAUUUUUAAAACUGCCUCCACCCUCUGUCAUCCUCCCUUGAACACUGGUCCGUAGACCUGACAGUCGUCUAAGUCUGUCUGUGCUGCGUGCUGUGCUCGUGUGUGUGUGCGUGCGGUCUGCGCUCACUAACAGCACUUGCCCCAAAAUUAUGUUAUGGCUAUAUGGGGGAUCUUUGCCUUCGUGGAUGAGGAUACCCCCCCCCCCCCCCCCGCUGGUUGGUGAAGGUGGAGAGCAUUGAAAUGGAGCACAACAGUAGGUUUAACGACUGCAUUGGCCUCUGCUUGCCGAACAGCGUAACCUUUGUAACCCCGGCAGUUCAGCGACAGCUGUGUGGUGGUUGGGCCCUCUGCUGUUGGCAAAUGUGGCUGUUGGUACGUUGUGGGGGUUGAUGGAUUUAGCCGGUCAUGGGAAGAAUCUGGCGUGACGGCAGCAACCGUCUUGGUUGCAGUUCGCAAAGGGCACGGGUAGACUUUUAAUGGGGCGGUGGUGGUGGGGGCUGACACGAACACAAAACUACUCGCUCAAUUAGAAGUGUGAAUUGUAACGUUUGUGAUCGAUUCCAAACCUCGAGCCAUUUGUCGAUAACGCUGCCCUGAAUAGGACACGAUACACUGUGUAGUUGGUGGCGUUUAGAGCAACGGCACCGCUACAUAAGCGAGACUGGCCCGUGCUAGAAACGUUGCCUUAUUACUCUAUUAUAGGAUUAACUUUUUUCCACCUGAUUUAGAGAGGAAGAGUUGAGGGUGCAUCUGGUGGUCCGUUCAGGGUGUGCGUGUGUGCACACGACUAUAUUUGUACAACUUGAUUGUCUCAGGUUUGUGGUGCAACUUUUCGCAGCACCUUUAUAAUCCAGAGAAAACAAAGUUUUGGGUUGGUUACUCACCGCACAAAUCUUUGCUGCCUGUAAUCCAGCACGAUGGAGGCAGCUGUGAGGGUUGGUGGAUGGGCAUCGGGGAGUGGACUGAUCGCCAUCUGUUGCCAUCGGUACGGGGAUAUAGUAUUGCCCCCUCGCGCGUGUUGGUUUUCUCCAGGUGCUCCGGUUUCCUCCCACUUGUAUAAAUGCUACAUUGGCUGAAGACAUCUUUUAAAAUAAAAUAAAAAGUAAAACCCACUGCAGGACCCUCCUGAAAAAGAGUUCAUACGACUUAGCAUGGCUUCCUGGAUCACUAAGUAAAAUUAUUACGAUAUAUUUUGUUUCUUGGUGGGGUUCAGUGUUGUCGAUAAAAAUGCGUUGAGUUUGUGUUCUCUGCGAGCCACUGCCAACAGUCUCGCAAAAAAAACUUGAUUGUUUUUCUGCGUUCGUUUCUGCCCCCCCGCCACCGUUACCGGCCGUUGAACAUAGCAGCUCGCAGUGUCCUUUCGCAUGCCAAAGACGCCGUAACCCGAUUGGUCGAGGCCCUUCUGGCGUGAGGAUUUUUUUCCUUUUAAUAUACUAAAAUGACACCUCGUCAAGCCAUACUAAAAUCGAAAGUUAAUUGACUUAAUGAAUGCCGGCAACAUGACACGCGGGUGGGGGUGGAAGCAUUUGUUGCUGCUGCUGCUGCAGCACACAGUUUUAAUGAGCACAACGUGGCCAGGUAUAUAUAAAGUUAGUUUUUUGCCCCUCUGCUUGGUUAUGACAUUUAAAUGGUGGGCAUCUCGGCUUCAUAUUCCAUUGCGAACUUUAAUGGACAACUGCUGUACUUGAGCUAAAUCCUCACGCGCGCGCCCGCACGGACCACCCCUUUCCAAACGCAAUUGAAUUUAAACGUUCACCGCGUGAUCGGAUUAGUCGAUGUGCUCAUCGUCCCUUGUCGCUUGUCAGCAAAACAUGAAUAAUAAGCGUUUUAAGUCAGGGUAUCGACGACUCUGGGUAGACGGGCGCAAUGUUGUGACUUAACCCUGCGGCGUAACCUUGUUUAAAGGAGAUGGGGGGGGGGGGUCCCAUACAAAAACUCAGGGUGGGGGUGGGGCAUGGCACACUCAACGUUUGACAUGUUUAACGUGAUCGUCGCGUUUUGUGGCCGGGCUGUGCCGCCACGGUUGCUCGGCGCGAUGUCCAAUGUUUCGCUACACUUGCUGUGAGCUUCUCAAUUCUGGGACCUUCUAAUUCGGUUCCUCAAGAAGUUCCCAGCAACGUGCGGGCAAGACGUCGGACAUCAGGCAUGAGCCGAAAGCGCUUUGAAAAGCUCCGUUCACGAUUACGAUUGCCACCACCAUCAUCACUGUCAUCAUGGUAUCACGAUCAUCUUGUACCAACAGUUUUUGACUUCAAGAAUUUGUUGACAGCGGCGAAGCCUUCAGCAGGAGGACUCGGGCCCCAUCCAGCCCCCCUCAACGUUACGGCAGCCGCUGUCACGGUUUGCUAAACAAGCGGGUUUUGUGGGUGUCGCAAGGAUAAGUAGAACUCUCGUAUUGAAAGGAUUGGACUUUGGCCGUGUCGCACCUUCUGCUUCACAACUGAGCCCUGCCCGGGCCGUACCAGGCCAGCCCGGCGCAGAUCCGGGCGCGCCGGGGUUAUUUUUCUACUGCGGAACGCAAUCCGCGCCGCCGAAGCCACGUGCAACGGACAGGUCGACACACGUGUCAAUGUCGCAGCUGGCCUCGCAGCGUGCCGGCUGCCGCGUCAUGACGGAUGCGUCAAAUAGGCCCCCACCGCUGGCCGCCUCGUCCCAAGCCAGAUGUCCGAUGUUUUGUGAGGUCAGCGUAAGCACGGUUUGGUUCCGGCUCGACGAGCCAGUGUAAAAGCACCCGUACCGCGAAGGGCCAUUGUGCUCGAUUGGCUAGCUUGGCUCUGAUGUGCCAGUGGAAAAAAAGGCUUAUUAUUGUUGUUUCCUAGGAGGUGAACGCAAAGUGUUUCUCAGUCCGUUGGUGAUUUAUGUUUUUAUUUCUCGUGCAAGCGUCGUGGGUGAUGCUUUGUUUUUUUUUCGCUUGCUGCAGUGUUUUUAUCGGUUUGUGUUUUUAGAAGAUGGUACGGACACUGCUACUGCCAACACCUGAAAAAUGGCCCAGGGAUUUUUUUCUACUGGGGUUCCUACUUCCAACCAGUGUGCAUUUUGGUAUUUUCUGACACUGAAAUAAACAAAUAAAAAGACAUUGGGGGUUUUUU
This is a messenger RNA of Lethenteron reissneri (Far Eastern brook lamprey), 7027 nucleotides long. Its product is annotated as cAMP-dependent protein kinase type II-alpha regulatory subunit-like. Gene Ontology annotation, biological process: negative regulation of cAMP-dependent protein kinase activity. Gene Ontology annotation, cellular component: cAMP-dependent protein kinase complex; cytosol. The record is from RefSeq and is a predicted model, not a curated record. Lineage: Eukaryota; Metazoa; Chordata; Hyperoartia; Petromyzontiformes; Petromyzontidae. Gene Ontology annotation, molecular function: cAMP binding; cAMP-dependent protein kinase inhibitor activity; protein kinase A catalytic subunit binding.